Messenger RNA from Cynara cardunculus var. scolymus (artichoke), 1214 nucleotides. Its product is annotated as annexin D5-like. The transcript has 5 exons. The coding region runs from base 67 to 1023 and encodes 318 amino acids. Lineage: Eukaryota; Viridiplantae; Streptophyta; Magnoliopsida; Asterales; Asteraceae. The record is from RefSeq and is a predicted model, not a curated record. Gene Ontology annotation, molecular function: calcium-dependent phospholipid binding; calcium ion binding. Gene Ontology annotation, cellular component: cytoplasm.
AUAAGUUUUUGAGUUCACAUCUUCAGGAUUUGCAAGCAUCAUCGAGAGGGAUAGAAGGCUCCUACAAUGGCUACUUUGACAAUUCCACCAGUCUUGUCUUCGCCUCGUGAUGACGCCAUGCACCUAUACAAAGCUUUCAAAGGGCUUGGUUGUGAUACUUCAGCAGUUGUCAAUAUUCUUGCCCAUCGUGAUUCAGCACAACGUGCUCUCAUUAUACAUGAUUAUAAGAUUAUGUACUCUGAAGACCCCAUCAAACGGCUCACUUCAGAACUUGGUGGAGAUCUCAAGAAAGCAAUCUUGCUUUGGAUGCCCGAUCCAGCACGAAGGGAUGCAAUCAUACUACAAGAUGCUUUAACUACAGACAUUGAUCUAAAAGCAGCUACAGAAGUCAUAUGUUCUCGGACUCCAUCCCAGCUCCAGCAUCUUAAGCAAAUUUACCCUUCCCUUCAUGGAGUUUACAAACACCUUGAGGAUGCCAUUCAAGCUCAAACUUCUGGUGACCUUGGACAGUUACUUCUGGCAUAUUUAAGUACACCUCGCAGUGAAGGGUUGGAAGUUGAUAGAACAAUGGUAGAUCAUGAUGCUAAAGCUCUGUAUAAAGCUGGGGAAAAGAGACUGGGAACCGAUGAGAAGACUUUCAGAAUCAUUUUCAGCGGAAGAAGUCGGGCACACCUUGCUGCUGUUAGUUCUGCUUAUCAUAAUAUGUACGGGAACACACUGAAGAAGGCUGUAAAAGGUGAAACCUCAGGAAACUAUGAGCAUGCCCUUGUCACGAUCUUACAAUGUGCUGAAAAUCCUGGGAAGUACUUUGCCAAGGUACUGCGUAAAGCAAUGAAGGGGAUGGGAACAGACGAUAAAACGCUGAUAAGAGUAAUCGUGACAAGAACAGAGAUCGAUAUGCAGUAUAUUAAGGCAGAGUAUCAUAAGAAGCAUCAUAAGAGUCUGAAUGAUGCUGUUCAUUCCGAAACAUCUGGCCAUUACCAAACCUUUCUUCUUUCCCUCUUGGGCCCCAAUCAUCACUAAGCAUGUCAUUGGUCCAGCAGCUGACCGGAAGAUUCAAAUCUCAUCAAAAGUGACAAGUGUGUGUAUAUUUAUUGUUUAUGAAUAUUAUAUACUUCAAAAGAGAAGUAUAUGUACAUUUGAAUAAUCGUGUAAUAUUUCAACUCUUCUGCUGUGUUAUAUGUAAUAUGUAUGGUUGUUAAAGAUGUUCUAAC